Diorhabda carinulata is the source of this 792-nucleotide messenger RNA. RefSeq names its product ubiquitin-conjugating enzyme E2 G2 (gene Ubc7). The transcript is spliced from 5 exons. The record is from RefSeq and is a predicted model, not a curated record. Gene Ontology annotation, cellular component: cytosol; endoplasmic reticulum. Lineage: Eukaryota; Metazoa; Arthropoda; Insecta; Coleoptera; Chrysomelidae. The coding region runs from base 133 to 636 and encodes 167 amino acids.
UCCAAAUUGUCAAAACAGAUCCGUAUUAUUUAUCAAACACACAUAUCCUUUUGUAAGAAAGGGUUAUUAUUUUUUUAAAUGUAAAUUUCUUUUUAUUAGUAGUCAGGAACAAAACUUGACAAGAGAAAAAUUAUGGCUGGAUCAGCUUUACGAAGACUUAUGGCUGAAUACAAACAAUUAACCUUGAACCCUCCAGAAGGAAUUAUAGCCGGUCCUAUUAAUGAAGAAAAUUUUUUUGAAUGGGAAGCUUUAAUCACGGGUCCAGAAGGUACUUGUUUUGAGGGAGGUGUAUUUCCUGCAAAAUUGAUUUUUCCUCCGGAUUAUCCACUAAGUCCACCCAAAAUGCAAUUUACUUGUGAAAUGUUUCAUCCAAAUAUUUAUUCUGAUGGCAGAGUUUGUAUUUCAAUUUUACAUGCACCCGGAGACGAUCCUAUGGGUUAUGAAUCUAGUGCCGAAAGAUGGUCACCUGUACAAAGUGUAGAGAAAAUUCUACUUUCAGUUAUUAGUAUGUUGGCAGAGCCGAACGACGAGAGUGGUGCAAAUGUAGAUGCUGCCAAAAUGUGGAGAGAAAAUAGAGAUGAAUUUAAUCGAAUAGCCGAGAAAAUUGUAAGAAGAACUUUAGGCAUUCCUACUUAACUUUAAAAGAUUAUACUAGAUCCUAUUUCAAUUUAUUGUUUUUCUAUAAUAAAUAUUUUUAUUUAGUAAUAACUGUUAUUGUAAUAUAUUGUAAUUUAAUAUCAAAUAAAAAAAUUGUGUUUGGGGAUUUGUUUAAGGGGAUAAGAGAAAAAAAUA